This is a messenger RNA of Peromyscus leucopus (white-footed mouse), 6175 nucleotides long. RefSeq names its product ABL proto-oncogene 1, non-receptor tyrosine kinase (gene Abl1). The transcript has 11 exons. Gene Ontology annotation, biological process: protein phosphorylation; regulation of apoptotic process. Bases 1164 to 4586 code for a protein of 1140 amino acids. Lineage: Eukaryota; Metazoa; Chordata; Mammalia; Rodentia; Cricetidae. Gene Ontology annotation, molecular function: non-membrane spanning protein tyrosine kinase activity; protein binding; ATP binding. The record is from RefSeq and is a predicted model, not a curated record.
CGGUGUCCAUCCCUGAGAGGCGCCGGACCUGGAGCCGGUUGCAGGGUCCUGCGGCUAAGGGACCCUUCCGCGGCACACGCCUCACUGGCUGGAGAAGCCGGGCCCCUCGGCAGAGUCGGGGAUGUGACUGCUCGGCGGCGGCGGCAGAGUCCGGGGCCGGGGGAGGGGUGUCUCGGGUAGACCCCUAGCUCGGGGCAGCUGAGGCGCCGGGCCUCCUCCCCUGUGGCCGCCUCCCGGUUCGGGGCCGCGGGAGUCCUUCGCCCCUCACAGUUCUGCUCUGGCUCUGGGACCCCCGGGGUGGUCUCAGUUUCAACCUACCUGGGACACUCAGUUUCCUGAGGCGUGGAGGAGCGUCGGCCCCGAGUAAGCUGCCCGCGCCCCGCCUGGGGAAGUCUCUCUUUCACCCCGAGGCCGCCCUUCGCUCGAUUCCAACCCCAAGUUUGGCCACGGAGCCCCCCAUUCAAAUCAUCUCCCUGCUGUCAAGCCAUCUCCACGGUCCUCCCAGAUUGCUUCCGCCGGCCUCCGAUGUCCUGACUUCUUCCAAUGUCACCUACAGCCCCAUUGGUCUCAGUGCAGCCCAAAACUUUAAUGCAAAGGAAAAGUCUGGAUUGGUUUCACAGGCCUUUUAAAAAGCGGACUUAAAAGUUGCUGGUCAUGCAUUCCUUCUCGGCGGAGUGGAGAGCAAGCUCUGGUUGAGAUCUGUGUGACCCGUGUCAUUUUCCGGAGAGCAGGGUAGGGAAGAGAGAGCGGCAGGAAAUUUGUGGGAGAGACAGAUUGGUGACUUCCACAGGGAAAGUUGUAGAGAAGCAUCCAAGACGUUCAACGAUUCCAGCACGCUGAGGAGUUGAAAUGACUCUUAGUACGGUUGACCCUUCUCACACUUCCCUGUGAAUAUUUCUAUCUAAAAUUUUCCUCUUUCAAGGAAACUGUUCUUCAGCCCUCAAAAUAGAGUCAAGAAGCUUUUGGGUAGCGUUGUGAUUACAUGGCUUCAAAUUAAUUAACUUGGAAAAGAAUUCCAGACUCCGGUUUACAUGUAUGAACCUCAAACCCAGUUUCCCUUUCUCAUGGAAGUUGUCUUUCUGUGAUUGACCCCAGUUACUGGCGUGGGACCAUUCUGGAAGAUCUUGAACCCUCUUCUGGAAAGGGGUGCCUAUCAUUGCUUUAUGGGGCAGCAGCCUGGAAAAGUUCUUGGGGACCAAAGAAGGCCUAGUUUGCCCGCCCUGCAUUUUAUCAAGGGGUCAGGGAAGAGGGACUCAUCGCGGCACGGGGGUCCACACUGCAACGUGUUUGUGGAACAUGAAGCCCUGCAGAGGCCAGUGGCAGCUGACUUUGAGCCCCAGGGUCUCAGUGAAGCCGCUCGAUGGAACUCCAAGGAAAACCUUCUUGCUGGGCCCAGUGAAAAUGACCCCAACCUUUUUGUGGCUCUCUAUGAUUUUGUGGCCAGUGGAGAUAACACUCUCAGCAUCACUAAAGGUGAAAAGCUCCGGGUCUUAGGUUAUAAUCACAAUGGGGAAUGGUGUGAAGCCCAAACGAAAAAUGGCCAAGGAUGGGUCCCAAGCAACUACAUCACCCCUGUCAACAGCCUGGAGAAACAUUCCUGGUAUCACGGGCCUGUGUCCCGAAAUGCCGCCGAGUAUCUGCUGAGCAGCGGGAUCAAUGGCAGCUUCUUGGUUCGGGAGAGCGAGAGUAGCCCUGGCCAGAGGUCCAUCUCGCUGAGAUAUGAAGGGAGGGUGUACCACUACAGGAUCAACACCGCCUCUGAUGGCAAGCUCUACGUCUCCUCAGAGAGCCGCUUCAACACUCUGGCUGAGUUAGUCCACCAUCAUUCCACAGUGGCCGAUGGGCUCAUCACCACGCUCCACUACCCAGCUCCCAAGCGCAACAAACCCACCAUCUACGGUGUGUCCCCCAACUAUGACAAGUGGGAAAUGGAGCGCACAGACAUCACCAUGAAGCACAAGUUGGGUGGAGGCCAGUAUGGGGAGGUGUACGAAGGUGUCUGGAAGAAGUACAGCCUGACUGUGGCUGUGAAGACCUUGAAGGAAGACACCAUGGAGGUGGAGGAGUUCCUGAAGGAGGCUGCAGUGAUGAAGGAGAUCAAGCAUCCUAACCUGGUACAGCUGCUAGGGGUGUGUACCCGGGAGCCCCCGUUCUACAUCAUCACGGAGUUCAUGACCUAUGGUAACCUGCUGGACUACCUGAGAGAGUGUAACCGGCAAGAGGUGAGCGCUGUGGUACUGCUCUACAUGGCCACACAGAUCUCAUCAGCCAUGGAGUACCUGGAGAAGAAGAACUUCAUCCACAGAGACCUUGCUGCUCGGAACUGCCUGGUUGGGGAAAACCAUUUGGUGAAGGUGGCCGAUUUUGGCCUGAGCAGGUUGAUGACAGGGGACACCUACACAGCCCAUGCUGGAGCCAAAUUCCCCAUCAAGUGGACUGCGCCCGAGAGCCUGGCCUACAACAAGUUCUCCAUCAAGUCGGACGUCUGGGCAUUUGGAGUAUUGCUCUGGGAAAUUGCUACCUAUGGCAUGUCACCUUACCCGGGAAUUGACCUGUCGCAGGUUUAUGAGCUGCUGGAAAAAGACUACCGUAUGGAGCGCCCUGAAGGCUGCCCGGAGAAGGUCUAUGAACUCAUGCGAGCAUGUUGGCAGUGGAAUCCCUCUGACCGACCCUCCUUUGCUGAAAUCCACCAAGCCUUUGAAACCAUGUUCCAGGAGUCCAGUAUCUCAGAUGAGGUGGAAAAGGAGCUGGGGAAACGAGGCCUGAGAGGAGCUGCUGGCAGCAUGCUGCAGGCCCCAGAGCUGCCCACCAAGACCAGGACCUGCAGGAGAGCUGCCGAGCAGAAAGACGCACCUGACACGCCUGAGCUUCUCCACAUGAAAGGCCUGGGAGAAAGCGAUGUGCUGGACAGCGAGCCUGCCGUAUCACCUCUGCUUCCUCGGAAAGAGCGAGGGCCCCCAGACGGCGCCCUGAAUGAAGAUGAGCGCCUUCUUCCCAAGGACAAGAAGACCAACUUGUUCAGCGCCUUGAUUAAGAAGAAGAAGAAAAUGGCGCCAACGCCCCCUAAGCGCAGCAGCUCCUUCCGAGAGAUGGAUGGCCAGCCAGAGCGCAGGGGGGCUGGUGAGGAUGAUGGCCGGGAAGUCAGCAACGGGCCACCAGCUCUCACCCCCUCAGAGGCGCCAGAGCCCAAGUCUCCAAAAGCCAGCAACGGGGCUGGUGUCCCCAAUGGAGCCUUCCGGGAGCCAGGCAGCUCGGGCUUCCGGUCUCCCAACCUGUGGAAAAAGUCCAGCACACUGACCAGCAGCCGCCUGGCUGCCGGGGAAGAGGGCAGCGGCAUCAGCUCCAGUAAGCGAUUCCUGCGCUCUUGCUCAGCCUCCUGCAUGCCCCAUGGAGCCAGGGACACGGAGUGGCGGUCAGUCACACUGCCUCGGGACCUGCCAUCUGCUGGCAAGCAGUUCGACUCAUCCACCUUUGGGGGGCACAAAAGCGAAAAGCCAGCUCUGCCUCGGAAACGUGCCAGUGAGACCAGGUCUGAGCAGGUGGCCAGAGGCACGGUGACGCCCCCUCCACGCCUGGUGAAGAAGAGUGAGGAGGCUGCUGAUGAAGUCUUCAGGGACAUGGAGUCCAGCCCAGGCUCCAGCCCUCCCAGCCUGACUCCCAAACUCCUCCGUCGGCAGGUCACUGCCUCUCCUUCCUCUGGCCUCUCUCAUAAGGAAGAGGCCACCAAGAGCACGGCCUUGGGGACUCCUGCCACUGCCGAGCCGACACCCCCCAGCAACAGAGUGGGCCUGAGCAAGGCCUCCUCUGAGGAGACCCGAGUAAGGAGGCCCAAGCACAGCUCGGAGUCCCCAGGGAGGGACAAGGGGCGGCUGGCCAAGCUCAAGCCCGCCCCGCCCCCUCCACCUGCCUCGGCAGGGAAAGCCGGAAAGCCUGUGCAGAGCCCCAGCCAAGAGGUGGCUGCCGAGGCAGGGGCGGCAGCAAAGCCGAAGGGCUCGGGUCUGGCUGUGGACGCUGCGAACACUGACCCCACCAAGGCUGGCCAGCCUGGGGAAGGACUGCGAAAGCCCGUGCCCCCAUCCGGUCCAAAGCCUCAGUCAGCCAGUAAGUCUCCAGGGACCCCCACCAGCCCAGCCCCCACACCCCCCACAGCGCCAGCGCCUUCAUCCCUGCCUGGGGACCAGCCAUCCUCUGCCGCCUUCAUCCCCCUAAUAUCAACCCGUGUGUCUCUGCGGAAGACCCGCCAGCCGCCCGAGCGCAUCGCCAGUGGCACCAUCACCAAGGGUGCGGUUCUGGACAGCACUGAGGCCCUGUGCCUCGCCAUCUCCCGGAACUCAGAGCAGAUGGUCAGCCACAGUGCCGUGCUGGAGGCUGGCAAGAACCUGUACACAUUCUGCGUGAGCUACGUGGACUCCAUCCAGCAGAUGAGGAAUAAGUUUGCCUUCCGCGAGGCCAUCAACAAGCUGGAGAGCAACCUCCGAGAGCUGCAGAUCUGCCCCGCGACAGCCUCCAGCGGCCCAGCUGCCACACAGGACUUCAGCAAGCUGCUUAGCUCCGUGAAGGAGAUCAGCGACAUCGUACGGAGGUAGCAGCAGCCAGUGCAUGCCAGCCGGAGAUGCUGCAGUCCACGGGGCUUGUGUGCCCUUAAGGAUGGGGACCGGGGACUGGGGAGCUGGCAGCUUGGCCCAGGAGCUUUACAAAGCAUCAGGCAGAGCCAGGGCCUCCUGACACCGGCCCUCCUCUUGUGCUGCGCCAGCUGUCCUUCGCCUUUCCUCCCCAGCCCAGGGGCCUGUGUGUGGGCCUCCUGCUCCAAAGACUGCAGUUGGCCUACCAGGCCACCAGGCUCCUCCCUGCCCAGUGCCUCAGACCCAGCUCCGAGGCCAGCUGGGAGUGCUCAGAAGGACUGUCCUUCCCAUGUCUUCGCAGGAGAACAUCCUCCUCUGAUGCGCCUGGUCACCAAGGCAGGGGAGUCCCGUCCCUGAACCUUCUAUGCUCACGACCUGUCCCAGAGAGGCUGUGCUCACUGUUCCUCAUGUGAAGGAAGCUGUUGAUUUGAGGGUCAUGAGGUGCUAACACCAAGGGCCCAGGUGGGUGGGUACUGGAGACAGAGCCAGGGCAGUGUGGUCUGUCAUCUGUUUAGAUCCUCAGUGGUGUGCUCUGCAGGCCUGGAUAGCAACUUGAGUUUCAUGGGUGGCAGUCUCUGGGUUGGCCAGGCCAAGGCUAGGGCUCCAGGGGCCCCCAAAGAUCUGAAUUUCUGAGCAGUCUUCUUCCCUCUCCUGCUCCUGAGGUCAGGCCCAUCCUGUCUGGUCCUUGCCUUGAUGGCGAGGCUCUGGUCUUCUGUUGUUUUUGAGCAUUCCAAAACUCUGCACAGAAAGGAGCACCACUAGGCACAAAUAGGCAGGAAGGACCACCGGCCUGGGGCUCUCCUGAGCCCUGGCUGCUCCCCAGAACUGCUGCUGCUUAAACACCGAGAACGGUGCUUCUUCGCCUGGUGCUCCCGGAGGCGCACCACAGCACAGGCUGGGGGCGGGGUAUACUUCGCAGGCUCAGCCAGGGCAUGUCUUCCUUCCCCAGCAGCCAGGACCAGAGCUGAGCAGAGACAGGCGUGUGUCUCCUUGACUGUGACCCAGAGCAGCCAGCUGAGGAGCGGGGCGCCUGCCUAGGCCUUGCGCUGGGCCAGGCGAGACAGCACCACACUCCUGCCUCUCCACUUGGCUGCACUGUGCUGGCCCCAGUCCCACACUCAUCACCUAGACUCGGCUUGUGUUUUUCUGUAGAGAUGACUUCCUCUGGGGUGCUCCCCAUGGUCCUCAUAGCACAUCACCUCCUUGCCUCCAGCGGCCCUUCUGCCGCCCGGGGGAGGCGGUGCCACACUGCCAGCGGCCCCGAAAAGCCAGACACCCCCGUAUUCUGAAACCACGUUCACAAGGUACCAGUCUGUCGUUGCUGACAUGAUGUGCCACUAUAUUUUACAUUAUACUUUGGUAUUACACUUUUUAAAAUAGACUUGCUCUCUUAUAAAUGACAUGUAAAUAGGUUGCCACCGUGCCCCUCUGGCACACCAGUGACAUCCCCCUUUUUUCUCAGUCAGUACAUUUUGUUUCUGUAUAUGACUCUGUGUUUUUGAAUCCAAAUCUCUCUGUAGUAUUUUUUAAAUAAAUACGUGUUUACAGAACUA